Pelmatolapia mariae (spotted tilapia) is the source of this 2591-nucleotide messenger RNA. It is a transcript of the gene gspt1l, whose product is annotated as G1 to S phase transition 1, like. Gene Ontology annotation, cellular component: translation release factor complex. Gene Ontology annotation, molecular function: GTPase activity; GTP binding; translation release factor activity. The coding region runs from base 258 to 1988 and encodes 576 amino acids. The transcript has 14 exons. The record is from RefSeq and is a predicted model, not a curated record. Gene Ontology annotation, biological process: translation. NCBI's taxonomy places the organism in Eukaryota, Metazoa, Chordata, Actinopteri, Cichliformes, Cichlidae.
GCCGUCGGAUGUGGGGACGCAUUGGCUCACGCGGACAGUCUCUGGGAGUGCUGAGUCGAACAUCCUCUGUGGCGUCUGGUCAGACAGAAACCGGCUGCUGGGUUUUAUUUGAGUCGGAGAUUAAACGACACACUUGGAGUUGGGACGCUCUCCAGCAUUCCCAGGGCUGACGGCGUCGUCGGGUUUCGGGAGGACGCUCGUGUGGCUCAACAACUGCGCAGCUCAAAUCUCACGGCGGUGAAAAUCCAACAACCACGAUGGACCCGAGAGACACUGCCCCUGAUUCCUGGGAACAAGAGGACGAUGUGGAGGCCACGAUCGACGGACAACUUGAAUCAGCAUUCACAACGCUAAAUGUGAACGCUAAGCCGUUUGUGCCCAAUGUAAACGCCGCCGAGUUUGUUCCGGCUUUUGGCCUGAAAGCACACCCGGCAAACGUCGACUCUGCCGUUGCUGUUGAAAAGAUGUCCACCAUGGAGAUGUCAGAAAGUGCUGCGCCCGUGGAGAACGGUGAUGCAGAAAUGACCGCAGAGGAGCCAUGGGACCAGAAAGAAGUAGAACCCAGCGAGGAAGAGCCAGGAGGCGGCGUGUGCGUGGACCGGGGGCCAGAAGUGCCAGACGAGACCGCUCCAGAGAUGAUGGAGGAGGAAGAGGAGGUGCUCGUGCCCAAGGUUCCACCCACACAGCCGGAUGCCCCCAAAAAGGAACACAUCAAUGUGGUGUUCAUUGGACAUGUAGAUGCUGGCAAGUCAACCAUUGGAGGACAAAUCAUGUAUCUGACUGGCAUGGUAGACAAGAGGACCUUAGAGAAAUAUGAAAGAGAAGCCAAGGAAAAGAACCGGGAAACCUGGUACCUGUCUUGGGCUUUGGACACCAACCAGGAGGAGAGGGACAAAGGCAAGACGGUGGAGGUUGGCCGAGCAUACUUUGAGACAGACAAGAAGCACUUUACCAUCUUAGAUGCUCCAGGUCACAAGAGCUUUGUGCCCAAUAUGAUCGGAGGCGCAUCACAAGCAGACCUGGCUGUGCUGGUGAUAUCUGCCAGGAAAGGUGAAUUUGAAACCGGCUUUGAGAAAGGUGGACAGACACGGGAGCACGCCAUGUUGGCCAAAACAGCCGGUGUCAAGCACCUGAUAGUUCUGGUGAAUAAAAUGGAUGAUCCUACAGUCAACUGGAGCCUGGAAAGGUACGAAGAGUGUAAGGAGAAACUGGUGCCAUUUUUGAAGAAAGUGGGCUUUAAUCCAAAGAAAGAUGUCCACUUCAUGCCGUGCUCCGGGCUGACAGGAGCCAACCUGAAGGAGCCCGCCAACAUGUGCUCGUGGUACACAGGUCUACCUUUUAUUCCACACUUGGACAGUUUGCCAAAUUUUAACAGAUCAAGUGACGGUCCUGUAAGAUUGCCGAUCGUAGACAAAUACAAGGACAUGGGCACUGUGAUUCUGGGCAAACUGGAGUCUGGCUCCAUCAGUAAAGCACAGCAGCUGGUCAUGAUGCCAAACAGGCAUGUGGUGGAGGUGUUGAGUCUGCUCUCUGAUGACGUGGAGACGGACGACGCGGGGCCCGGUGAAAAUCUCAAGCUGCGACUGAAAGGCAUAGAGGAGGAGGAGAUCCUACCGGGCUUCAUUCUGUGCAACGCCGAGAACCUGUGUCACUCAGGGCGCACGUUUGACGCGCAGAUUGUCAUCAUUGAACACAAAUCCAUCAUCUGUCCAGGUUACAAUGCAGUCCUGCACAUUCACACCUGCAUCGAAGAAGUGCAAAUUACGGCCUUAAUCUGUCUGGUAGACAAGAAGACAGGAGAGAAGAGCAAGACACGACCACGGUUUGUGAAACAGGACCAAGUGUGCAUCGCCCGUCUGCGCACAGCAGGGACCAUCUGCCUCGAGACAUUUAAAGACUUCCCUCAGAUGGGACGGUUUACCUUACGGGACGAAGGGAAGACCAUCGCGAUUGGAAAAGUGCUGAAGCUGGUGGCUGAGCGGGACUGAAGAUUGACGGCGAGUCUAAGAGUCUGAGUGAGGAGGAGCAGGCGGAGCUUGGUCUUAACCCGCCCACACUGUUAUCAGUGGUGACAGCGCCUCCCUGCACGCCCCCUUUCUGCGUGCUGAAGAUCAGCUUCAGAAAAAUAAACUCAUGUGAAAAAGAAACAUGUUUUUAAGCAAAUGACAAACCAAGAUGAUGUCCACACGAGUCGGCUUUCUCAUAUUGAGAGCUCAGCUAUGCCAUUCUGGGUUAGCCCUCCCUCCACCUCUCCCCACCUCCUUACUCUGGUCUGCUUAUCAUGAUUUAUUUUUUUCCCCUCCACUUUUUUUCUUGUUUCCAUAAAUGACAAAUGGCAGAAUUUAUAUCUGAAAACAGAUGUGGACCAGGAUUCUGCUUGGAGUGUAAAAUGAUUGUCACAGUAACUUGCAAAGGAAAUUGAAAGAACUAAACAGUUGAAACCAAAUGUUGAUCUUGGGUGUUCAUGUUUCCCUCUGCUUUUACCCAGUUUUUGGUUUCUCAUGUGGCGUUCUGGCAGUGUGCUUGAGCGUGUUCAAAUGUUAUCAAAGCAAACAAGUAUGACAAUAAAACCAUAAAUUGGGGAAAACUAA